UCCUUGGGAGCCAACAAUCCCAUUAGUGUAGCAUCAGAGAAGAGUCUUAAUCCGCUCACUGCAGCAGGAUAAAUGCCAGCACCAGUGCUCUGUUGAGCCACAUCCAACCACCGGCACCUGUGGCCCCGAGACCUGUCUAGCAUCUGCCUGCAUGAGGAGUCCUGCCCAACCUGAGGGCAUCCAGAAGCCAGGGGUCACUGCAGUAUCUCUGCCAUCCUCACCAUGAACCUGGAGGUGCCCAAGGCUGAGAUCCGGUCAGCCACCAGGGUGAUAGGAGGACCUGUCACCCCCAGGAAGGGGCCACCCAAGUUUAAGCAGCGGCAAACCAGGCAGUUCAAGAGCAAGCCCCCCAAGAAAGGCGUCCAAGGGUUUGGGGAUGACAUCCCUGGAAUGGAAGGCCUGGGAACAGACAUCACAGUCAUCUGCCCUUGGGAGGCCUUCAACCACCUGGAGCUGCAUGAGCUGGCCCAGUAUGGCAUCAUCUAGCCCAACAGCUGCCAGGAGCCCUGGACCCUCCAGGUGCCCUCUGUGAGGCUCACUCAGGGGCCCUGUCCAGAGCCUCCAGUCCUACUUAUAUCUGGGCUCCAGGGUGGGAUGACCUCAGGCUCUGGAUACCAGCUACCAGGAGCCCCCCAACCUCCCCCAGGACACCCUGCUCACCUUCCAAAGACCCUGGCCUACCCCCUCAGGUCUGCAGGUGGCCCGUCCCAGGCUCUUCCCCCUUUGAGGCUGGAAUGCACAUGGGAGUAUCCCCCAUACCCCAGGCCCUGCACUUCCCUCCCAGCUGGGUGACCUGGGUGGCACAUGAUGGGUCAGGAGUCUACAGCACAUGCAGUGAGACAAUGUUCUCCCACUCAUCUCCCACUCAACCUUUCCAACAUGGCCCACCUUUGCUGCCCCUGUUUCAAAAUAAA
Molecule: messenger RNA, 914 nt
Organism: Chinchilla lanigera (long-tailed chinchilla)
Lineage: Eukaryota; Metazoa; Chordata; Mammalia; Rodentia; Chinchillidae
Gene: Pde6g
Product: phosphodiesterase 6G, cGMP-specific, rod, gamma
Exons: 4
Coding region: 223-486 (87 amino acids)
Biological process (GO): visual perception; positive regulation of G protein-coupled receptor signaling pathway; positive regulation of epidermal growth factor receptor signaling pathway
Cellular component (GO): photoreceptor outer segment membrane
Molecular function (GO): 3',5'-cyclic-nucleotide phosphodiesterase activity; cGMP binding
Source: RefSeq, a predicted model, not a curated record